This is a messenger RNA of Elgaria multicarinata webbii, 504 nucleotides long. RefSeq names its product receptor activity-modifying protein 1-like. Gene Ontology annotation, biological process: angiogenesis; receptor internalization; G protein-coupled receptor signaling pathway. The record is from RefSeq and is a predicted model, not a curated record. Lineage: Eukaryota; Metazoa; Chordata; Lepidosauria; Squamata; Anguidae. The coding region runs from base 1 to 504 and encodes 167 amino acids. Gene Ontology annotation, molecular function: coreceptor activity. Gene Ontology annotation, cellular component: cell surface; membrane; signaling receptor complex. The transcript has 4 exons.
AUGGAAGGGCGGGCUGGUCACACUCAUCCUGCUCCAAACUCUCUCUUCUUUUCUUCAGGAUGCACAGUACAGGCCUACGGUGACCUUGAAGAUGAAAUCUCCUACUUGUAUCCAGAUGAAGAAGAGCUUUCUGAAGAGGAAGACCAAGCCAGUCACUGCACAGAUACCUACUAUGACCGGAUAGCCGUGCAUUGCUGGCCCAAGUUUCACGCCGCCAUCAUGGCUACAGCUGAGAAUAAAAGAUGCCUCUGGAAAACAAUUGGCAGCAUGUAUGGAGAACUCGCUGUCUGUACUGGACUGCUGACCGAAAGUAUGGGCUGCCCUGUGUCCAGCCCCACCUUGGACGCCUUCUUUGUGAGAAUCCACGCCGAGUACUUUGCCAACUGCUCCCUGCCCACCAAUACCACGGACCUCCAGCCAUCUACAGGAGUAGUCAUAGUCUUGGCUUCCCUGCCUGUCUGCCUGGUGCCUCUCUCCGUUGCACUCGCUGUCUGCAAAGCAUGA